Messenger RNA from Drosophila willistoni, 2004 nucleotides. Its product is annotated as death-associated inhibitor of apoptosis 1. The record is from RefSeq and is a predicted model, not a curated record. NCBI's taxonomy places the organism in Eukaryota, Metazoa, Arthropoda, Insecta, Diptera, Drosophilidae. The coding region runs from base 590 to 1963 and encodes 457 amino acids. Gene Ontology annotation, cellular component: nucleus; cytoplasm. The transcript has 2 exons. Gene Ontology annotation, molecular function: ubiquitin protein ligase activity; cysteine-type endopeptidase inhibitor activity involved in apoptotic process. Gene Ontology annotation, biological process: positive regulation of protein ubiquitination; negative regulation of apoptotic process; regulation of cell cycle.
UAUUGCGACUCGAAUAGAAGAGAGAUAUGAACGGGCAACUGUUAACGUCUCAACUCGAAAUUUUAUAGAAAUUAAUUUGCAUUUAAAAAUCUAUAUAUAAAUAUAUAAUCAGUACAAAACAAAUUGAGUGAUUUAUUAUUUUUUUUUUAUACUGAAAAGUCUAAAUUGUGAUAGUUGGCAUUGUAUUUGUUGACAACAAUUCAAUAGAAAGCCAAAAAUAAAACGAAACAAAAAAAAAAACCCUCAAUACAGUGUGUUUUUGUCUCGCCCCGUCAGUUGAGCGAGAGUAUAUGUGUGUUUUUCUGUUAUUUGUCUUCGUUUAUGUAUUUUUCCGUUCGAUCGAUAAAAUAACUGUGCAGGCAUAUAAAACGUACAAAUAUAUAUAUAUUAUAUUAAAUAUAUGUAUAAAUACAACCAGAAUCUCAAAUAAUAAUAACGGAAAGUGGAAACUUGAGUUUUUCAACAAAAAGAGAAAAAUUGUCAAGUUGUUGCAUCAAGACAUUAAACAUCAUCAGGACGGACUCAAUAGAAUAUUAAAAGUUCAACAACCAGCAGUAGCAACAGGAAAUCAACAAAGAUUAAACGCAAAAUGGCAACUAAUGUAGCCUCUAAACCGGUCUUCAUAGUCCCGGAUCAUCAACUUCUUCAUCAUCGUCCACAGGAUCAAGUGGAUAAUAGUACCAAUGCUACACUAAGUAUUAAGAGUCCUUGUCGUAUAAUCACAAUGAAUGAUAAAUAUCAUCGCGAGGAUGAGCGAUUAAAAACAUUUGACAAUUGGCCCUUAUCUUGGCUGGAUAAACAUCAACUGGCACAAACGGGAAUGUUCUAUACGAACGAGAGUGACAAAGUGAAGUGCUAUUUCUGUGAGGUGGAAAUCGGCCGCUGGGAGCCCGAAGAUCAACCCGUACCUGAACAUUUGCGCUUUUCCCCGAAUUGUCCACUCUUACGGCGGAGGACAACGAACAAUGUGCCACUUAAUAGUGAUGCACUCGAACGCAUAUUGCCACCGAUAAGCUAUGACAUUUGCGGGACAAACGAUUCAGGCUUUGAGAUGCGCGAACAUGCCUAUCCCGAGGGACACAUACAGUUAACACAAUUGAUGCAAUCGAUUGGCGGCGGUGUUAAUGCCACAACGUUAUCAACGUCAUCAUCGGGACCAGGACUAACCACAGAUCUGAUCAGCAGUGGUGGUGGUAUUGGCAAUGGCAGAGAUGUCCAGCCCGAGCCCUGCCGGCCACAGGCCAGUUAUUUUCCCGAGUAUCCCGAAUACGCUGUGGAAACGGCGCGAGUGCGCACAUUCAACGAUUGGCCACGCCACAUGAAACAGAAGCCUCAACAGUUGGCCGAGGCGGGUUUCUUUUACACAGGCGUCGGCGAUCGUGUAAGAUGCUUCAGUUGUGGUGGCGGUCUCAAGGAUUGGGACGAGAACGACGAACCAUGGGAACAGCAUGCACUUUGGCUAAAAGACUGUCGUUUCGUCAAGCUUAUGAAGGGACAGUUAUAUAUCGAUUCAAUGGCUGCCAAACCAAAAUGCAGCAGCAGUCUUCCAAGUACACCCGAAGCGGCAUCCGUGUCAGAAGAAACCGAAUCCAGUUCAUCACAGCAGCAACUAAGUGGCGAUGUGGCACCAACAUCAACAGCACCGUCAGCUGCUGCACGUAUUUACGACAAAAUCGUUGCAAUUUCCAACGACGACACCAACAAGACGCAUAUGAUAUUGACAUCAUCAUCAUCGACAUGCACAUCAACAGCUACGUCGUGCGGUGCUGGUCCAUCGCCGCCAAACGGUUCCGCCACAAUACCGGAGGAGAAGCUAUGCAAGAUCUGUUAUGCAGCCGAAUACAAUACGGCGUUUUUACCCUGUGGCCAUGUUGUUGCCUGCGCCAAAUGCGCCUCAUCUGUAACGAAAUGUCCGCUUUGCCGGAAACCCUUCACCGAUGUGAUGCGUGUGUAUUUUUCUUAAAGUCCGUUGAAUCACCUAAUUUAGGCUGGCAUCGUCACACU